Messenger RNA from Rotaria socialis, 3228 nucleotides. Lineage: Eukaryota; Metazoa; Rotifera; Eurotatoria; Philodinida; Philodinidae. The record is from the annotation of a GenBank genome assembly.
AUGAAUAUUAUUGACGAUUUACCAUGUUAUGACUAUUACAUUCCAUCAGAAUGCUAUAUAAACGCAUUUGAAGAUUCUCCUUCGACUACUCCUAUACCAAAAGAAUUAAAUACAGUUGACAUUCUUUUACCCAAUGGUCUUGUUGCUUGUAUUCAACAAGAAUCAAAUCAAACAUUAGCUGAACUUCGUCAAAUACUACGCAAACGUUAUGCUGUAACAUGGCCGUUCAAUUUUCUUUCUAUAGCACACACUUCUAUCCACGAAACAGGCGAUUUACUCCUAGACGAACAACAAUCACUCGAUACGCUUGGUCUUGUUUAUCCAUUUUUACGUGUUAGUGCAAAAGGUGAACUACCAACACCAUUGUGUAAAUGGUUAUCAAAAAAUGAUCAAUCAGAUGUCGAAUCUCUUACACAAUUUAUUGAACAAUUAGUUGAAUGGCGUGAUACAACAAUUCCACAUGAAAUUCUUCAUGCGCCACCAUCAAUAUCUCAAACAAUAUUAUCAAAUAUUGAUUCAUUUUUUGUUUAUAUUGAACGACUAGAUAAAUCUUAUUGUUGUAAAGAAGAUACUACAUGUGAAGAAUUAAUUGAACUUAUUCGUAAUGAUGAUAAAAAGUCAACAAUGGACUAUUAUAAUGCUUCAACAGAAUUAAUGUUAAAGUUUUCUUAUCGUAAUGAAUUUUUAUUAAAGUCAGAACCUUAUCCAUUACUUCAAUAUACAUAUAUUCAAGAAUGCUUACAAAAAAAUAUUCAAAUAAAUUUACAAAUAAUUCAUAUUGAAUUACCAAGAAAAAGUAAAAAAAUGAUGCAAAUUAUAAAUAACGAACCGGAUAUAUUUCCAACGAAAAUAAAACCAAUAAAACCAAUUGAUCUUAUGAAAGAAAAUGAAUUAAGUACACAAUUGUUACCACUUCAACCAUCGUCCUUAUUAUUUAAAUUUACUUUACGUCUUCGACCAUCGGAAAAUGCUAAACAAACAUUAUUUCAAGUUCAUUCAGGAAUCUAUUAUGGACGUCGAUGUUUAUUUUCAUUUGAACAGAUGACAUGGGACAACACAUUCACAGAAGAAAAAACUCGUACUACAACAUUACCUAUCGCUAAUUUACUGCCGGGUACUUUACUUUGUUUUGCAUUGACAAAUAAACAAUCGGAAAGUUAUUUUCUUAAUAUUAGUUUAUUUCGUUCGACUGCUCGUCUACUAAAUGGUUCAUAUGAAUUUACAUUUAAUGCAGUUAAUCCAACACAAAACAUUGCUAAUAUGAAACAUCUUUAUCCCGAUGGUUUUAUUGGUUCAUCAUGUAAUGAAUCAACACCAAAUAAUUAUGAAAUCAAACUUAGAUUUGAUUUUCAACCCUUACGAUUCUAUGAUAAUGAUGAAAUUUCAAAAAAACUAGCUGAUAUUGCUAUGCCAACACCAACAGCAGUGGCUACAGCUAAACAACAACAACAUCAUGAAUCGAGCGCUGAUGUGGCCAAUGGAGAAGCAUUGAAUUAUUUAUUAGGAAGUCUCAAUGAUGAGACACAAUAUAUGGUGCGAGAACCUUCUUGGCUGUCGGAUUGUUCAUCAGCGCCCAUAGAUGCUCUUCCUUGUGUUCUACAUUCUAUCCUUGCGGAUAUUCAUCGUAUGAUCCUUUCUGAUACCAAUAAUACUGCUAAUACUACAAUAAUUUAUGAAAAAUUCUUUUCAAUGUAUAAAUUAAUUAAUUUAUGGCCACCAAUGUCAUUCGAAAUGUGUUUCUUUCUUCUCGAUUGUACAUUGCCCGAUGCACACAUCCGAUCUUAUGCAGUUUCACAAUUAGUACGCUUGUCGAAUCAUCUAUUUCUAUUCUAUUUACCACAAAUAAUUCAAGCUGCAAUACAAUUCGAACAUUAUAUUGAUACACCAUUAAUACGUCUCAUUCUUAAACGAGCACUAUGUCAUCGUGCUAUUGGCCAAAAAUUAUUUUGGACAUUACUUAAUGUUAAUACACGUAAUGGUCGUGUUAUGUUUGAACUCUAUAAAACUUAUUGUGGCUUAACAAUAGCCACUGCUUUGCAAAAUCAAUUAGUAUUGACAUUAAAGUUAAAUAAAAUAAAUCAACGAAUAAGAGCAAAGAAUAUCAAAGAUGCAUCUGCUAUGCAACAAGCAUUAGUUACACAUUUACGUGAAUCAGAUAAAAAUUCAUGGCGUUGUGUAUCACCAUUAGAUACAGGCUGUUUUCUUGGUUCAUUAUUAACUGAUGAAUGUAAAGUGUACGAUUCAUUUAUGCGACCAUUUAAGCUUGUUUGGGAAAAUGCAUUAAAUCCAACGAAUGAACGUUUUGAAUUGAUUUAUAAAAUCGGCGAUGAUCUACGACAGGAUGUAUUAACAUUACAAGUAUUUCGUUUAUUUGAUUCGAUUUGGAAAAAAAAUAGUAUUCUCUAUCCAAACGAAGAUUUAUCUCAACUUCAUAAUGUUCAUAUGACAUUCUAUGAUGUUAUGUGUACAAGUGACACAACAGGAUUCAUUCGUAUUGUACCUAAUGCAAGUACAAUUUUAAAUAUUUAUCAUAGAUUUAAUACAACAACAACUAUUAAACGUAAUGUUAUUUACGAUUGGUUAGCUACGGAAAAUAAUACUUCACAGAAAAUUCCAUUAGGAAAAACAGCACGUCGAACUAAUACGACUGGAACGACAAAUGAGCCAAUGGACUCGUCUGUACCGAAUUCUGUUCUUGUAAAAUUUCGAAAAUCAUGUGCAGCAUAUUGUACAGCUGGUUUCGUUAUGGGUCUUGGUGAUCGUCAUCCAUCAAAUAUAAUGUUAACGUCGGAUGGCCGUUUAUUUCAUGUAGAUUUCGGUCAUAUAUUAGGUGAUUACGUUAAAUUUGGAAAUAUAUUUCCACGUGAAACAACAAGCAUUGUUCUUGUCGAGCCAUUUCUCUAUGUGAUUAAUAAUCGUAAACAAAAUGAUACACCUGACUAUCGCGAAUUUAUUCAAAUAUGUUUACUAACAUUUCGUUUAUUACGCGAAAAUGCCACAUCUCUAUUUGGUUUACUUUAUUUAAUUAUUUAUGCACGUUUACCUUUAUUGAACAGUAUAUCUAAUUUAAACUAUUUACGUCAAUCGUUAUUUUUAACUGGAGAAAAACCAUGUGAAACAAAACAUGCGAUACAGGCAUAUAAAAGAAAAAUUGAAUCAGCACAGAAUGAUACUAGACGAUUCUUAGAUUGGAUUGCGCAUGCUUUUGUUCAUAAACCACAACGAUAG